AAUUCAGUCAGUACGCCGCGCAGCUAGAGCUGUGAAGUGAGACCUUCAAGGAAAGUAAGCGCAGGAUAUCGGAAACAAUGUUUGAUAGUGGUCGUUGGUUGUGACAUUUUUACGAAGGUGCCAUGAAGAAAAGUAGUGUGGAUUUCCUCUACCAGCCCAUCUACAACGAGCCGCCCUUUCUUCAGCAUGAGGACGCACUUGAUUUGGAGGAUUUAUUGGACGACAAAAGCAGAGGCCGUUGCAGUCGCAAGACUCUUAUUUUUACCGGCGGCCUGACCACCAUCGUCGUCGUCGUAGUGGUCGUUCUCCUUUUAACCCUGGGAGGCAACGAUCAGGGCGGCAAUUCGUCCGAAAGCAAAGACCCACGCCCGCCCUUUAGCCUUGAAAAUUAUCUCGAUGGCAACUUCUCGGCGGUGCGAUUCAACGCAUCCUGGAUUUCAGACUCGGAGCUUAUGUACACGAACAAAUUGGGCGAGCUGGUGUUACUCGAUGUGCUUACCAACAAGACUGAGACUUUGUUGACGCCACAAGAAGACGAGAGGCUCAGCAUUAGUUUUGUCAAGCAGUUGUCCGCAGACAAACAAUUCCUAUUGAUUGCGUAUGAUUACCAAAAGAAAUUCCGGCAUUCGUACUACGCUAACUACACGGUCAUCAAUCUAAGCACUAAAGUUGCGACAGACUUGAUCAGGCCGGAUGGAUCUCAGCGCCUGCAGUUGGUAAAAUGGGCACCACAAGGGAACGCUCUGGCUUAUGUGGGGAAUUACAACAUUUUCUACAAGAAGGCAGCCGACGACAAAGACAUCGUGACGCUCACAAACACUGACAAACCAGAUAUCUUGUACAAUGGAAUUCCUGACUGGGUUUAUGAGGAGGAGGUUAUUGGAGAUAAUACGGCAAUGUGGUUCUCUCCUGAUGGAAGCAAACUGGCGUACAUCACCUUUGACGACAGCAACGUGAAAAUCAUGAACUUCCCCUACUAUGGCCAACCAGAUGAGUUAUUCUUCCAGUAUCCCAUUGACAUUAAAAUUCGCUAUCCAAAGCCAGGCUCUCCGAACCCAACAGUGACCCUAAAUUCCGUUGACCUCACUGUACCAGGAAGCACAGUUCCUGUUGUCCUAACCCCACCUGCGGAGGUUGGAGAAGAUCACAUCAUCGCCACAGUGACCUGGACAAAGGUCAACGAAGUUCUGGCCGUAUGGAUGAAUAGGGUGCAGAAUAGAAUGCUGAUCACCACGCACGACGCCGCCGGCAGCGGUAGCCCAGUCACGGUCUUGGACAAGCAGCAGGAGAAUGGCUGGGUGGACCAGUUUGUGCCUCCCAAGGUGUCGGCCGACGGCAACCGCUUCCUCAUCAUCAGUUCGCAGAAUCAGGGCACAGUCGGGGAUUUCAGGCACCUGACAAUGGUUACCAAGGACGUGUCAAAGGGCGCCAAGGCUACCACAGCGCUCACCAGGGGAGAAUUUGUUGUGACAAGCAUCGUCGGUUGGGACGAAACUGACGGGAAAAUUUACUUCCUGGCUACAAGCCCCAAAGACCCUGCACAACAAAGUCUGUACAGCGUUUCAGACAACGUGGCCAGCCCAUCCGAUCCAGAGUGCAUCUCGUGCGGCGUCAGAGUUACCGAUAGCAGACUUGCCUGCACUUAUGUUGCCGCUUCUUUCAGCAAAGCGCAUAGUUACUACACUAUCACUUGCAACGGCCCUGACGUCCCUGGAGUAGUCAUUUUCAAUAAGAAUCGUGACCGUCUGGCGGUAUGGGAGGAAAACACGAGGUUGUUUGACUUCAUGAACACUCACUCAAGGCCUACGAGCAAGCGUCUGUUCGUGGACGUGCCCGGAGGAAUGCAGGCAUACGCUGAGAUGCUUCUGCCCCCUGAUAUGGACACUUCCGGCAACACCAAAUACCCCAUGCUGAUCAAUGUAUAUGGUGGACCAGACUCCUCGCAAGUAAACGACAGAUUCAAGGGUGACUGGGGCACCUAUCUUACCACUAACAAGAGCAUCAUUUACGCCUAUAUCGAUGGCCGCGGAUCUGGCCUUAAAGGCGACAACGUCCUCUUUGCUGGCUAUCGAAAGCUUGGUAGCGUUGAGAUCGAAGACCAAAUCAAUGUCACCAGGCACUUGCAAGACACUUUCCCAUACAUAGACAAAACCAGAACCGCCAUCUGGGGCUGGAGCUACGGUGGAUACAGCACCGGCAUGGCCCUGGCUAAGGAUACAUCUGGUGUCUUCCGUUGCGGAAUUUCAGUUGCUCCAGUCACUGACUGGGCUUAUUAUGACUCGAUUUACACUGAGCGCUACAUGGGUCUGCCAACUGAGAGCGACAACUACCUGGGAUACAGGGAUGCGAACCUUAACCUCAUUGUGGAUAAUUUGGGUCGGAAUGAGGACAGGUAUAUGCUAAUCCAUGGCACCGCUGACGACAAUGUCCACUAUCAACAAGCAAUGAUGCUGUCCAAGGCUCUUGAAGCAAAGGACAUUUUGUUCCACCAACAGAGCUACCCUGACGAAGCGCACGGCCUGAGUGGUGUUUCACCGCAUUUGUACCACACACUGGAGAGCUUCCUAGAUCAGUGCUUGGAUUUGCCCAAGAGAUUGUGAAAUUAAUGAGACGUGUGCUAUUUUUCUAAUGUGCCAACUGCGAGUUUGAAAACAGGGAGUUUGAAUUGCAAUUACUUUCUAUAAUAAUGAAAUAAAUAUUUAAGUAAAUGUAAACCCAA
This is a messenger RNA of Cloeon dipterum, 2719 nucleotides long. Its product is annotated as venom dipeptidyl peptidase 4-like. The record is from RefSeq and is a predicted model, not a curated record. Gene Ontology annotation, biological process: proteolysis. Gene Ontology annotation, cellular component: plasma membrane. NCBI's taxonomy places the organism in Eukaryota, Metazoa, Arthropoda, Insecta, Ephemeroptera, Baetidae. Bases 123 to 2600 code for a protein of 825 amino acids. The transcript is spliced from 15 exons. Gene Ontology annotation, molecular function: serine-type peptidase activity; dipeptidyl-peptidase activity.